Messenger RNA from Chinchilla lanigera (long-tailed chinchilla), 1513 nucleotides. RefSeq names its product G protein-coupled receptor 87 (gene Gpr87). The record is from RefSeq and is a predicted model, not a curated record. Gene Ontology annotation, biological process: negative regulation of adenylate cyclase activity; G protein-coupled receptor signaling pathway. Gene Ontology annotation, cellular component: membrane. NCBI's taxonomy places the organism in Eukaryota, Metazoa, Chordata, Mammalia, Rodentia, Chinchillidae. Gene Ontology annotation, molecular function: G protein-coupled purinergic nucleotide receptor activity. The transcript has 3 exons. Bases 370 to 1446 code for a protein of 358 amino acids.
CAUUUACAUUAUCUAGGGAGCGAGUUGCACCACUUGUUCCUGGCCAGGCGAGUCUGAAAGGGCUGCUCAGAGGACGACCUUCAGAGGGGUAGGGGAGCGCGGAUCUUCACUGGCAGGAGACAGAAAAUGAUCACCUUUUAUUCUUCCCCAGAAGGUCGACUGCCUAGCCAAUCUUAGUUUCAAGGCUUAUUCUCCAGGGGAAAUGAGAAGCCCGUCUCAACCUGAAGACACUCGUGUCAGGUGAAUGGACAGCCAGCCACCGCGAUGAAAGAACUCAAAGCAGGGCCCACCCAGGCGGAACCCAUGCCUCAGUCACCCCCGAGUGUUCCCUGACAUGCACCUUUGCUCACAGUGCAUCACAACUGAAGAAUGGGGCUCAACCUGACCCUUACAAAGCCACCAAAUAAUGAACUGCCCAGCCACGGAAGUACAACUCCAAACAAUACAACAGACGGACCCGGAAAAAACACCACCCUUCACAACGAGUUUGACACUAUUGUCUUGCCUGUGCUUUACCUCAUUCUGUUCAUAGCAAGCAUCUUGCUGAAUGGCCUAGCAGUGUGGAUCUUCUUCCAUAUUAGGAAUAAAACCAGCUUCAUAUUUUAUCUCAAAAACAUAGUGGUGGCCGACCUUAUAAUGACGCUGACAUUUCCAUUUCGAAUAGUCCAUGACGCAGGAUUUGGCCCUUGGUUCUUCAAGGCUAUCCUGUGCAGAUACACCUCCGUUCUCUUCUACGCGAACAUGUACACUUCCAUUGUGUUUCUCGGGCUGAUAAGCAUCGACCGCUAUCUGAAGGUGGUGAAGCCAUUCGGGGACUCUCGCAUGUACAGCGUAACCUUUACAAAGGCUCUAUCUGUUUGCGUGUGGGUGGUCAUGGCCGUGCUGUCCUUGCCAAACAUCAUCCUCACAAAUGUUCAACCAACUAAGGAAAAUAUUCAUGAGUGCAUGAAACUCAAAAGUCCUUUGGGAGCCAAAUGGCAUAAGGCAGUCAGCUACGUGAACAGCUGCUUGUUUGUGGUUGUGUUGGUGAUUCUGAUCGGAUGUUACAUAGCCAUAUCCAGGUACAUCCACAAGUCCAGCAGACAAUUCAUAAGUCAGUCAAGCCGAAAGCGAAAACACAACCAGAGCAUCAGAGUGGUUGUGGCCGUGUUUUUUACCUGCUUUUUACCAUAUCAUUUGUGCAGAAUUCCUUUUACUUUUAGUUACUUGGACAGGCUUCUAGAUGAAUCUGCGCACAAAAUCCUCUAUUACUGCAAAGAAAUGACGCUUUUUUUGUCUGCGUGCAAUGUGUGUCUGGACCCAAUAAUUUACUUUUUCAUGUGUAGGUCUUUUUCAAGAAGAUUAUUCAAGAAAUCAAAUAUCAGGACCAGGAGUGAAAGCAUCAGAUCACUGCAAAGCGUCAGAAGAUCAGAAGUCCGCAUAUAUUAUGACUAUACUGAUGUGUAGCGAUACUGUAUCUUGUUUGUUGGAAUCAGUAUGUACAAAGUGUAAAUAAAUGUUUCUUUGCAUUUUC